UGCCUUUCCCCCAGGAACGAUUAUUUGGAUGGGAAGCAUCAAGAUGGAGGAGCCAUGGUGGAAAGGAGACCUUGCAGCAGAGAUUCAUCACACUCUGAGGCUGAAGGAGCUGAAACUCCCUGUGUACAAGGCCCAUUCUUCACAAAUGGGGAUGCGGCGCUACUUGGCUGACCUCUUGACUAUCCUCAGCAGCCGCUGCCAACUCUGUCCCACGGCUCGGCACCUCGCCAUCUACUUGCUGGACCUUUUUAUGGACCGCUAUGACGUUGCCGUCAAACAGCUGUGCGUUAUCUCGAUCGCUUGCCUCCUCCUUGCAAGUAAAUUUGAAGAGAAGGAGGAUAGAGUGCCCAAGCUGGAGCAGCUGAACAGCUUUGCCUACAUGUGCCGCCUCAACCUGGUGCUUACGAAGAAAGACCUGCUGAAGAUGGAGCUGCUGCUCUUGGAAAGCUUCAACUGGAACCUUUGCCUGCCGACCCCAGCGCACUACAUUGACUACUACCUCUUGGCCUCUGUUAGCGAGACUGACCUGCACAAUGGCUGGCCUAUCACGUCUGUGACCAAAGUCAGGGCUUUCAUGGCGAAAUACGCUCACUAUUUCCUGAAAGCCUCGCUGCAAGAUCACGUUUUCCUCUCCUUCCGGCCUUCUCUGGUUGCUGCUGCUUGUGUGGGCGCCUCCCGCACCUGCCUUGAGUUAUCUCCCUCUUGGACCACACAGCUCGAGCUGCUGACGUGUUAUUCCUGGGAGCAUCUCGCCACAUGCAUAGAAAUGAUGCUCAUAACUCACGACAAGGACAUCAAAGAAGCCAGUAAGGAUCAAAUGACAGUCCUGCAGCAGCAGCAGCAAAUUGCGGAACGCCUCGCCCUGCAGACCCCCACUCAAGUCCUCUUUCAGCAGUCAAGGUAUCACCCUGUGGCACAGCACUCAGCGUUCCUCUCGCAUUUCCACUCUCCGAUACAGGAUCUGUGCUCUGCUUACCGGGACUCUUUGCAAGCUCCGCAACCCAGUGGCCUUGCUUCGGGGAGCAGCAACGAUUCACUGCACUCCUACUCCGCCCUGCCGGCCAGCUUCCCGCCCGUUAUGCAAACUGUGUCUAUUCAUGGGCCCAUUAAGGUGCAGGUCGCCAUUUCGACCGAGCCGAGGCACUGCCUCUCUCUGACAUACGGCAGCAGUUAUUUCAGUAGGCAUCACUCGUACACGGCAGGUUGUUUUGACAGCUGA
Euleptes europaea (tarantolino) is the source of this 1219-nucleotide messenger RNA. It is a transcript of the gene CCNJL, whose product is annotated as cyclin J like. NCBI's taxonomy places the organism in Eukaryota, Metazoa, Chordata, Lepidosauria, Squamata, Sphaerodactylidae. Gene Ontology annotation, molecular function: cyclin-dependent protein serine/threonine kinase regulator activity. Gene Ontology annotation, biological process: mitotic cell cycle phase transition; regulation of cyclin-dependent protein serine/threonine kinase activity. The record is from RefSeq and is a predicted model, not a curated record. Bases 29 to 1219 code for a protein of 396 amino acids. Gene Ontology annotation, cellular component: cytoplasm; cyclin-dependent protein kinase holoenzyme complex; nucleus. The transcript has 5 exons.